AUGGAAUUAUUGUGUUAAUAAUAGUUCGGUUUUCUGGUACUUCCUGGAAGUGACAUACAGAACUUUUUUCCUUUACUUGCAUGUAAAAGGUUGAAUGGAACCGCGUGGUAGAGGACGGGCCUACGGCCGGGCGCGUGGACAGGCCGGCGGCGCCCCGCAGCAGCAGCACCAACGACCGGGCCCCCCGCAACCCAGGCCUCAGCAGCCGCGGCCGCAGCAACCACCGGGCGAUCACGGCGCACGUGGUCCUUCGCAAGCCGGCGCACGUGGUCCUCCGCAAGGCGCGUGGGGCGUGCGCCCCCCGCAGCCUGCGGUCGCUGCAUGGCCCCGACCCCAGAUGGGGGGCCCCUCGCAUCAGCAGCCACCGCAGCCCGCAGCCGGCCGCGGCGGUAGACAAGGGGAAGCAGAAGGAGCCAUUCCUCGAAAAGUCGUUGGAGAGGGAGAAGGCGCCGGGAAUAACGACGGUCGUGGCGGCAGCAGCGUCCGGGGACGUGUGACGAACCGCAGAGAAAUUCUCUACACCAGGCCGGACACAGUCACCGACAACAAAAAAGGAACGAGCGGAAACUCGAUCAAUUUAUUGUCGAAUUAUUUCCCGCUUCUUCAGAAGGGUACGUGGUGCUUGUACCAAUAUAGAGUUGAUAUGGCGCCAGAUAUUGAUCACACCGGAAAGAGAAAAGGUUUGGUGCGAGAAGCUACAAGGGAAUUGUUAAGAGGGGGCUACAUAUUUGACGGGACCGUUUUGUACACCCCACAAAGAAUACACAACGACUCCGUGGAGCUUUUCGCCAAUGACGGUCAAGAAAACAUACGAAUUACGAUUAGAUUGGUGGGUGACUUGGCGCGUGGUGAUAUUCAUUACCUCCAAGUGUUCAACAUCAUCAUCCGAAAGUGUUUGGCUUUGAUGGGUUUGCAGUUGAUAGGGCGCAAUUAUUUUAUGCCCGAUGCUAAGAUUGUACUCUCUGAACACAAAAUCCAACUGUGGCCAGGGUACUUCACGUCGAUGAGACAGCACGAAUCCGACAUCCUCUUGAAUGUGGAUCUCCAAUUUAAGCACAUGCGCACUGACAACGUGUACGACUUACUGUUGGAGUGCCAAGGUCCCAAUGCCCGUCGGGAGUUCACCAGUAGAAUCAUCGGUGGUGUAGUUCUCACCUAUUACAACAAUAAAACGUACAAAAUCGACGAUGUCGAUUUUCAGUCCACACCCGCUAGCACAUUCAAGAUGAAGGACGGUACAGAAAUAACCUACAAAGAUUAUUUCGACAGGAAAUACAGCGUCCAGAUCCGCGUAAGAGAUCAGCCGUUGUUGGUUUCUCGCAGUAAACCGAGAGAAAUCAGAGCCGGGAUGGCCGAAACUAUAUAUUUGGUUCCUGAACUUUGCCAGAUGACUGGCCUGACUGACAAACAGCGAGAGAAUUUCAAUUUGAUGAAGACUCUCUCGAAUCACACGCGCAUCGGCGUGGAAUCGCGUAUUAGGAAGCUGCUCGAUUUUUCGAGAAAGAUACACAGUAAGCCCGAGGUCGUGCAGGAGAUCCGUAGGUGGGACCUCAACAUCGGCGAAAACCUCGUCAGGUUCCAGGGAAGGGUUUUGUCUCCGGAAGGUUUGGUCGGCGGAGGAGACAGCCGCUAUUCGGGCGGAAGUCAAGCCGAUUGGACCAGGGAAUUGAGGUCUAAACCGAUGCUGCAUUCCCCGAAAAUGGAGCGUCUGGCGGUUCUGUGCCCGUCCAAGUUCAAGAACCCAGCCCAGGACUUCCUCCAGCUCCUGGCCAAAGCCGCCGGCGGCAUGCGCUGGUCGAUCGGAAGUCCAAAGAUCUUCGAAAUUCCGGACGAACGCGCAGGCAGUUACGUCGAUAAGGCCGAAGAGAUCAUCAAUAAGUCCCAACCGACCCUAAUCUUGACCGUUCUGCCGAACAAUUCGAACGAUAGGUACGGCGCAGUCAAGAAGAAGUGCUACGUCGACAGAGGUGUGCCUACCCAGAUGUUCGUUGCGCGAAACUUCACGAACAAGGGCCUAAUGAGCAUCGCCACGAAGGUGGCCAUUCAGAUGAACUGCAAAAUCGGGGGCGCGCCCUGGUCGGUAAUGAUCCCGUUGACCCACCUGAUGGUUGUGGGAUACGACGUCUGCCGCGACACUGCCAAUAAGAAGAAGAGUUUUUCGGGGAUGGUGGCGUCCCUCGACCGCCAGAUGACGCGGUAUUACAGUAUUACUUCCGAGCAUAAAAUGGAAGAAGAGUUGAGUGACAAUUUCGCGACCUUCAUGGUUAUGGCGUGCCAUAAGUUCAAACAAGUUCAGGGGGUUUAUCCUGAUCGUAUUUUGAUAUAUAGAGACGGCGUGGGUGCCGGGCAGCUUCCUUACGUUUUGAACCAUGAAGUGGACAAUAUCAAGCGGAAGCUCAAACAAGAUAUUUAUAAGAACACCGAGUUGAAGAUGGCGUUUAUUGUAGUUUCCAAGAGAAUCAACACCAGGAUUUUCACAGAGAAGGAUAACCCGCCACCAGGCACAGUCGUCGACGAUGUUAUCACCCUUCCUGAGAGAUAUGACUUCUACAUCGUUUCCCAGUGCGUCCGACAGGGAACGGUCGCCCCUACUAAUUACAACGUCAUUGAAGAUACGCUUGGACUGAGUCCGGACCGGAUGCAGAUGCUGACUUACAAAUUGACUCACAUGUACUACAAUUGGAGUGGUACCGUACGAGUCCCCGCCCCUUGCCAGUAUGCUCACAAGUUGGCUUUCAUGGUGUCGCAACACCUACAUCGUCCGGCUCACCGUGACCUCGAAGACAUUCUGUAUUACCUAUAAUUUUUAAAGUUAAGUUGUGAUGUUGAGGUUACACCAGAUACCUCCGAAUUUCGAGUUACUUUUCUUUUUCUUUUGUUUUCAUUUAGUUGUAAGAGAUAAAAUCAAUUCCGACGAAUGAUUGAUUUCGUCAUCUAUGAGAUUUUUCGUUUCGGAUUUUAUUGAAGUGAAUAUUAUUACCAUUGAUUUCUGUUAGAAUAGAAGUUCGUUAUGUUCUCAAUGAUGAGAAUUUACUCUAGACGUUUUGUUAUAUUUUUAUAUAACGUAUAAAAAGUUUUAUAUUAAA
Zophobas morio is the source of this 3086-nucleotide messenger RNA. It is a transcript of the gene aub, whose product is annotated as piwi-like protein Siwi. Bases 95 to 2803 code for a protein of 902 amino acids. The transcript is spliced from 9 exons. Lineage: Eukaryota; Metazoa; Arthropoda; Insecta; Coleoptera; Tenebrionidae. Gene Ontology annotation, biological process: regulatory ncRNA-mediated gene silencing. The record is from RefSeq and is a predicted model, not a curated record. Gene Ontology annotation, cellular component: P granule. Gene Ontology annotation, molecular function: protein binding; RNA endonuclease activity; piRNA binding.